Molecule: messenger RNA, 1644 nt
Organism: Podospora pseudocomata
Lineage: Eukaryota; Fungi; Ascomycota; Sordariomycetes; Sordariales; Podosporaceae
Gene: ubp10
Product: Ubiquitin carboxyl-terminal hydrolase 10
Exons: 1
Coding region: 1-1644 (547 amino acids)
Biological process (GO): mRNA processing; protein deubiquitination; spliceosomal complex assembly
Molecular function (GO): cysteine-type deubiquitinase activity; zinc ion binding
Source: RefSeq, a predicted model, not a curated record
AUGUCGAAGCGUCAGGCGUCAGAAGCUCUCGAGGAGCUAGUAGGCUCACCAGCCUCCAAGAAGUCCAGAUUCGACGACUACACCAAGAGCCUAACCCCCAGCGCAAACGGAGAUGAUAACCACACGAACGGACUGCAACGGAUAGAAGACGAGGAGGAGGGCGAUGAUUUUGACGAUGAAGUGGAGGAAAAGGCGCCCAUCAGACAAGCUGCACCGACAGCCGGCUACGACGACUUGUACCUCGACACCAUCGAUCGCAACGUCCUCGACUUUGAUUUCGAAAAGCUGUGUUCCAUCAGCUUGUCCAAUAUCAACGUAUACGCAUGCUUAGUAUGCGGGAAAUACUUCCAAGGCCGUGGCCCAAAGUCACACGCCUAUUUCCACGCGCUCGACGAGGACCACCACGUCUACAUCAACAUGAGCACCCAAAAGGUGUACGUGUUACCCGAAGGAUACGAAGUCAUGAGCAAGUCCCUCGACGACAUCAAAUACGUCUCCGAUCCGCGCUACACCCGACAAGAAGUCGCCGAGUUCGAUCGCAAACCUCGCACCUCCCGAACCCUCCUCGGGAAAGAAUACACCCCCGGUUUCGUAGGAAUGAACAACAUCAAAGAAAACGACUACCUCAACGUCAUAGUCCAAUCCCUCUCCCACGUCUCCCCGCUACGGAAUUAUUUCCUUCUAGAAGACCUCUCCAAACGCGACGAGCUCGUCAAACGGACCUCAAUCCUCUUCCGCAAAAUCUGGAACCCUCGCGCCUUCAAAUCCCACGUCUCCCCCCACGAGCUCCUUCAAGAAAUCUCCCUCCGCUCCAACAAGCGCUUCACCCUCACGGCCCAGUCCGACCCGGUGGAAUUCCUAUCAUGGUAUCUCAACAACCUCCACCUCGGCCUAGGCGGCUCAAAGACAAAACCUCAUUCCUCCCCCAUCCAGCACAUCUUUCAGGGAAAGCUAAAAGUAGAAUCCCAAGCCAUCACCGCCAAAGCCGACGCGAGUGACAGGUUACGGUUUGAAGAGUCUACCCAAGUCCAAACGGACAUCUCUCGGUUCUUACUCCUCACGUUGGACCUCCCUCCCGCGCCUUUGUUUCAGGACGAACAAGAAGCCAACAUUAUUCCUCAAGUCCCACUGUCUUUACUCCUGGCAAAAUACAACGGCGUGAAAGCCCAGGAACUCAACGCCCAGCGGAAGCGAUACAGACUAAUGCACCCCCUCCCGCCGUUCCUCGUUUUUCAUGUGAAGCGCUUUUCCAAAAACAAGUUUGUCUCUGAGCGCAACCCGACGAUUGUGACGUUUGACGCGAGGAAUUUGGAUGUCGGGCCGUAUGUUGAGCCUGAUCCUAGUCACUGCCAGCCGGGGGAGCCGAUAUGGUAUGAUUUGGUCGCGAAUGUGGUGCACGAGGCGGUGAGGCAGAAGGAGGAUGUGGCGGAUAGCGCGGUGGGGGAGGAAAAAAAGACGUGGAAGGUGCAGCUGAGGGAUAAGAGCCGGGAUGGGGAGUGGGUGGUGGCGCAGGAUUUGUUUGUGGAGAAGAUUAGGGAGGAGCUGCUUUAUCUGGGGGAGACGUAUUUGCAGGUUUGGGAGAGGAGGGAUAGGCCUAGGGUGCAGGGGGGAAGUAAUGGGAAGGGGAAGGGGAGGAUGGCGUGA